Cyphellophora europaea CBS 101466 is the source of this 825-nucleotide messenger RNA. RefSeq names its product L-xylulose reductase. The coding region runs from base 1 to 825 and encodes 274 amino acids. The record is from RefSeq and is a predicted model, not a curated record. Gene Ontology annotation, cellular component: intracellular anatomical structure. NCBI's taxonomy places the organism in Eukaryota, Fungi, Ascomycota, Eurotiomycetes, Chaetothyriales, Cyphellophoraceae. Gene Ontology annotation, molecular function: oxidoreductase activity, acting on NAD(P)H, oxygen as acceptor. The transcript has 3 exons.
AUGCCUGUCUCUGUUCCCAAAUCUACUAGGCAUUUAUUGACUUUCUACCACAGCCUCCAUGACCUGUUCAGCCUGAAGGGCAAGGUCGUCAUUGUCACUGGUGCAUCCGGUGCCACUGGCAUUGGCACCGAGGCCGCCCGUGGCUGCGCCGAAUUUGGUGCCGACGUCGCCAUCACUUACAGCUCCCGCCCACAAGGAGGUGAGAAGAAUGCAAAGGAAAUCUCUGAGAAAUACGGCGUCAAGUGUAUCCCAUACAAGUGCAACGUCGGCGACUAUGCCGACGUGCAGAAGUUGGUCGAGAACGUCAUCAAGGACUUCGGCAAGAUCGAUGUCCUGAUCGCAAACGCUGGCCGCACUGCCAACGCCGGUGUCCUGGAUGCCAGUGUUGAUGACUGGAAGGAGGUCAUCGACACCGAUCUGACUGGCGUAUUCCACUGCGCCAAGGCCGUCGGCCAUCAUUUCAAGGAGAGACAAACUGGCUCGCUCGUCAUCACUGCCUCCAUGUCAGGUCACAUUGCCAACUUCCCUCAGGAACAGACUUCUUACAACGUUGCUAAGGCUGGCUGUAUCCACCUGGCUCGCUCUCUUGCCAACGAAUGGCGGGACUUCGCCCGCGUCAACUCAGUUUCCCCUGGCUAUAUCGACACUGGCCUGUCUGACUUCAUCGACAAGAAGACUCAAGAUCUCUGGCACAGCAUGAUUCCUCUCGGCCGUGAUGCUAAGGCUACCGAGCUCAAGGGUGCCUACGUCUAUCUUGCGUCCGAUGCUAGCUCGUAUACCACUGGUGCCGAUAUUGUCAUCGAUGGUGGCUACACGGCUCGUUAG